Messenger RNA from Linum tenue, 1957 nucleotides. NCBI's taxonomy places the organism in Eukaryota, Viridiplantae, Streptophyta, Magnoliopsida, Malpighiales, Linaceae. The record is from the annotation of a GenBank genome assembly.
GAUUGAGGGGGAAAUGUCUACUGGUGUAUGACAUGGAACAUCAAUCCUAUCCAUGUAUAUAUAAGUCAAGAAAUCAAGAAGAAGCAAAAUUGAUUAAUUGGUUGCUCAAAAUUGACUUUGAUUUCUUUACUUGCUCUGUAUAAAUACAGCAUUCGCACAGACUCUUCGCCGCAUCCCAUUCUCCAUUCGACUUUCCCCCUCCCUUUUGAUCUCUUGGGUUUUGAUCAGAACAAACGAGGGAACCAUGAAUGCAUUAGCAGCAACCAACAGAAACUUCAAGCUAGCAGCUAGGCUGCUGGGUCUCGACUCCAAGCUCGAGAAGAGCUUGCUCAUCCCUUUCAGAGAAAUCAAGGUUGAGUGCACAAUACCAAAAGAUGAUGGAAGUUUGGCAUCAUUUGUUGGGUUCAGGGUUCAGCAUGACAAUGCCAGAGGCCCCAUGAAGGGAGGAAUCAGAUAUCAUCCCGAGGUUGAUCCUGAUGAAGUGAAUGCACUAGCACAGCUCAUGACUUGGAAAACAGCAGUGGCAAACAUCCCAUAUGGUGGUGCAAAAGGUGGGAUUGGAUGCGAUCCAGGAGACCUGAGCAUUUCAGAACUUGAAAGGCUUACUAGGGUUUUCACCCAAAAGAUUCAUGAUUUGAUUGGAAUUCACAUUGAUGUUCCUGCCCCUGAUAUGGGCACUGGCCCUCAGGUAAAACAGACCAUGGCUUGGAUUCUCGACGAGUACUCAAAAUUCCAUGGCCACUCACCUGCUGUGGUCACAGGAAAGCCCAUUGAUCUUGGUGGAUCACUUGGGAGAGAUGCUGCCACUGGGAGAGGAGUGCUGUUUGCAGCAGAAGCCUUGCUGAAUGAGCAUGGGAAGACUGUUUCUGGACAGCGAUUCGCCAUACAGGGUUUUGGCAAUGUGGGUUCCUGGGCUGCCCAACUGAUUCACGAGCAAGGUGGGAAGGUUGUUGCAGUGAGUGACAUCACUGGGGCUAUCAAGAAUAGCAAAGGAAUUGAUGUACCAAGUCUCCUGAAACAUGUGAAGGAACAUAAGGGUGUGACAGGUUUCCAUGGAGCUGAUGCCAUUGAUCCGCAAUCAGUAUUAGUUGAGGACUGUGACAUCCUAAUCCCAGCUGCCCUUGGAGGUGUCAUCAACAGGGAUAAUGCCAACGAUAUCAAAGCCAAAUUCAUUGUUGAAGCUGCUAAUCAUCCAACUGAUCCAGAAGCUGAUGAGAUUCUGUCAAAGAAAGGUGUUGUGAUUCUUCCAGAUAUUUAUGCAAACUCAGGUGGCGUUACUGUUAGUUACUUUGAGUGGGUGCAGAACAUUCAAGGAUUCAUGUGGGAGGAAGAGAAAGUUAAUAAUGUACUAAAGACUUACAUGACCAAAGGGUUCAAAGAUGUGAAAGAGAUGUGCAAAACCCAUAAUUGCGAUCUCAGGAUGGGCGCCUUCACCCUGGGAGUUAACCGUGUUGCUCGAGCUACUGUUCUUCGAGGAUGGGAAGCUUGAGAGAUGAGAUUCUGAUGAUGAUGAUCACUAAUUUGGAAUAAGGUUUUGGAAGGCUUCAGCUGCAGCCCCUGGCCAGUUUUUUUAAUUUAUUCUGCAGUAAUUUAUCAUAACCAAGUUGUUUUUCUUUGCUAUAUGUAGUCGGUCAUACUUUUCAUUGAGUGAUUUGUGAUUUCGAUUCCCUAAUGUAUCCAAGGUACAUUGUAGGUUUAGUUUAGAGAACAUGAGUGGUAACCAUACCACAAAGCCAUCCAUCUGCAUAUUUUCGUUAGUUGUGAUAUAUGAAUUCUGCCAUCAUAUUUGUGCGCAGAUGGGAGUGAUUCUUACUGCAAUAAUAAACUUGGUUUUCAACUUCCUAUUCAUUACAACAUCUCUUCAGUUUCAGCUUAAACUUCGUUUUCAAUUUUCUAUCCAUUAUGUCCAUAGUAUAUAGUUUCAGCCAAGUUAAUCAAUGAAUGUACAAAGGGGUGU